GCUAACAGACGACCCGCGAGGCAUGUGAGAUCGUAUUCAUUUGUAACGCGUGAUAUGCGUUUGUCUCUUCGGUUUCGAGUAAAAUGUUCGUGUGCGUGUUCGAGCAAAGUGUUUCUCAAAGGGGAUACGUUCGGUAAAAUAUCGCGAGUGCCAGUUAAGUGAAGUGAAGUGAAGCGCUACUAGUCGUCGUGCGAGCAUACAAAAUUCUCGAAACGAAUUUGUCUCCGUUCAUUGUAUCUCGGCGCGUAAUUUUUAUUCAAACGAUUUUCUCGCCGCUUUCCUCGGUUUGCAUUUUCCACAAAGUUACGUGACGUCAUGCCACUUUCGCGCCAUGUUAAUUUUCAUUUCGCGCAAAGUUUCGUGUGCGCGUAUUCGCUCGAGGACCAACCAGUGUGGCCCCUAUACAUACACUAGUAUAAUGCUACAUAUCACUGAUAUAAAUUUUAAAGAUUGUGACAUCAGUAACGCCAUCUACCAAUAAGAAGGGAACCCUUAAUAUAUAAGUCCAUUUCCAGUGUGGCCCCUGGCCGGAGUCGGCCGAAUGUAGCCGAGCGCAGUCGAACGCGCAAUGGCCACAGCAGGCCACGGAUAAACGGUGUGCAAAUUGUGCGAUGUGUGCGUGAUGUUCAGCUUCGGAAUCGCAGCACAGAUUACUACUACUAAUGUCGCCAAAGUCACAGCUCUCCCCUCUCCCCUAUUCUGUCAUAAACAAGCGAUAUGGCUGACCGUCGCGAGUAUUGACGAGACGCGUGCUCCUGUUUACAAACUGAACGAAGGGAUCGGUUUCAUCGAUGCUCUGAUCCCGCGGUAGUCACGCGGUACGCGCUGCCAUGGCACAAGCGAAGCUUGACGUGCCGGAGAAAUCAGGCGGUGGCAUUAAAGAGAAAGACAAGGACUCUGAGGAAAAGGAAGGUCCCACUGUUGUACCAGAAUGUGCAGUGUGCCUGCAGCCUUGCAUUCAUCCAGCACGAUUACCAUGCAGUCAUAUAUAUUGCUAUCUAUGUGUAAAAGGUGUCGCUAAUCAGAGCAAACGGUGUCCGAUGUGUCGUCAAGAGAUCCCACCAGAUUUUCUAGAGAGACCUCAACUGGUAGAAGUGGAAGAUUCUCAGAAGGACUCGGAACAUUCUGAGGAAGAGUACCAAUGGUUUUACGAAGGCCGAAAUGGAUGGUGGCAAUAUGAUCAGCGUACCAGUAUUGAAUUAGAAACGGCAUAUAAGCAGGGCAAAAGGACUUGCGAGUUGCUGAUCGCAGGAUUCCUUUACAUCGCUGAUUUCGGUUCGAUGCUUCAGCUGCGUAGGAAUGAUCCUUCCAGACGAAGGAGGAUCAAGAGAGAUCUGUAUAAUGUUCCAAGAAAAGGAGUUGCCGGAUUACGACUUAAUGUGCAAGACGAGGAGAUUGUAAGAGAAAUAAGGGGUGCCGAGCGGCCAGCUAGUCCUGCGAGUGAUAGUAUGGGUACAGGAGAUGGCACAAAUACUCCUAUACCGCCUAGUAAUACGCCACAAACGCCUGCAGGUGGGACAGCGAGUGGCGAUGCUACACCUCUAAAUGAUAGAAUAGAUCAGAGAUCCGAGUCUCUGCAUCAGGUCCUAGAACAAAUGCGUUCUCUAGUUUUAAGGGAGCACUUGUCCUUAAACAGCGAUAAUGAAUUCGAAGAGGAUACGGAGGACGCGUCGAUUUCGGAUCAUCCUUCUCUUUCAUAGCUACAAAUAUCGAAAAAUCUGUAUUCAUCUGAGUUCGUGGUAGUCCUGUUUCGGAAUCUCCAAUUCGUUUCCAUACUCUUCGUGUUGCUAUUCAGCUCAAUAAGAUAGUAUACAAAUACACAUUACAUUUGCUAGAAAUGCAGUGCAUAAACUUUAUUGAUCUAGCAAACUACAUUGCUCAACUACAACAUAUGGAAAUUGAUAUACAAUUAAAUAUUUCAAGUUAAGUAGCCAUCCAUAUUCAAUAAGUAUUUUUUUCUUCUUUGGUUUUAAAAAUUGUUUAAUAUAACGAAUAAAAAAUAAUCAAGUUAUCACUGAAAAUAAGAGUUUGCGAAAAACAUUUACAAUUUACAAAAUAACUACUUGUUGAUAAUGUACUUAAAAGUCUAACUUUGAGAUCUAUUUGUUGUUUAGCACCAAUAUAAAACUAAUGCUAACAACAAUUAGUCGUAUAAAAUAAGGUACGUGUAGCUAUUCUAAAAUAUAUUAAAAGUUUCUAAUAUAAAAAUGUGUUCAUGCCUUAAAAAGGCGCAUAAAAAGAGAAUAUAUAAUAAAAAAAUAUGUUAAGAAAACCAAGUGCAACAUUCGCGUUAAUCGAUAAUCACUAGUUUUGAGUAAAAUCUAUAAUCUUUGAUGUUUAAAAAUAUCUUCGAAUUAUCUUCUCUUGUAUUGCACAUAGAAAUAAAAGAUGCAUUUUCUUCUGAA
Molecule: messenger RNA, 2405 nt
Organism: Monomorium pharaonis (pharaoh ant)
Lineage: Eukaryota; Metazoa; Arthropoda; Insecta; Hymenoptera; Formicidae
Gene: Rnf146
Product: E3 ubiquitin-protein ligase RNF146
Exons: 4
Coding region: 831-1700 (289 amino acids)
Biological process (GO): ubiquitin-dependent protein catabolic process; Wnt signaling pathway
Cellular component (GO): nucleus; cytoplasm
Molecular function (GO): zinc ion binding; poly-ADP-D-ribose binding; ubiquitin protein ligase activity
Source: RefSeq, a predicted model, not a curated record